Balaenoptera musculus (blue whale) is the source of this 1200-nucleotide messenger RNA. It is a transcript of the gene MTNR1B, whose product is annotated as melatonin receptor 1B. Gene Ontology annotation, biological process: G protein-coupled receptor signaling pathway. Gene Ontology annotation, cellular component: membrane. Gene Ontology annotation, molecular function: melatonin receptor activity. Lineage: Eukaryota; Metazoa; Chordata; Mammalia; Artiodactyla; Balaenopteridae. The record is from RefSeq and is a predicted model, not a curated record.
AUGAGCGGUGAAGAAAUGGAAUGCCAUGAGCUUGGACAACCUGGAGAAAACUGGCUGAAACCUGGAGAAGAGAAGGAUGAGGCAGUGGCUGGAGGGAGGCACCGGUCUGGAGGCUUGGAGUACUUCCAGGAGCACCAUCUGCAGGAGACUGGGGCAGGAGGCACGCGGCCCUCCGGGACCCCCCGGCCGCCCUGGGUGGCGCCCGCUCUGUCCGCCGUGCUCAUCGUCACCACCGCGGUGGCCAUCGUGGGCAACCUCCUGGUCAUCCUCUCGGUGCUCGGGAACCGCAAGCUCCGGAACGCAGGUAAUUUGUUCUUGGUGAGUCUGGCAUUGGCUGACCUGGCCUUGUACCCCUACCUGCUAAUCCUCUUGGCCAUCUUCCACGACGGCUGGGCCCUGGGGGAGGUGCGCUGCAAGGCCAGCGCCUUUGUGAUGGGCCUGAGCGUCAUCGGCUCCGUCUUCGACAUCACCGCCAUCGCCAUUAACCGCUACUGCUACGUCUGCCACAGCGUGACCUACCACCUCAUCUACUGCCACUGGCACACCCCCCUCUACAUCUGCCUUGUCUGGCUCCUCACCUUGCUGGCCCUGGUACCCAGCUUCUUCGUGGGGUUCCUGGAGUAUGACCCACGCAUCUACUCCUGCACCUUCAUCCAGACGGCCAGUGCCCGGUACACGGUGGCAGUGGCGGUCGUCCACUUCCCCCCCAUGGCUGUUGUGUGCUUCUGUUACCUGCGCAUCUGGGCGCUGGUGCUCCGGGCCUGCAGGAAGGUCAAGUCGGAGGACAAGCCAUGCCUGUGGUCCAGUAACAUCCGGAGCUUUCUGACCACGUUCGUGGUGUUUGUGAUCUUCGUCAUCUGCUGGGCAUCGCUGAACUGCAUAGGCCUUGCUGAGGCCAUAGACUCAGAAGUGGCUCUCCAGGUCCCAGAGGGCCUCUUUGUCACUAGCUAUUUCCUGGCUUAUUUCAACAGCUGCCUUAAUGCCAUCGUCUAUGGGAUCCUGAACCAGAACUUCUGCAGGGGAUACAAGAAGAUCGCCUCUGCCCUCUGGAACCCAUGGCACUACCUGCAGGACUCUUCCAAGGGCAGCCGGGCGGAGGGGCCAGAAAGCCAGGCUCCCCCAGUGGUUAACAUCCAGCCCCCCGUCCAGGCAGAUGCUCUCUUGCGUGAUCCCCGGCCGGGCGACAAACUCCUGAAAUGA